Molecule: messenger RNA, 1479 nt
Organism: Solanum dulcamara
Lineage: Eukaryota; Viridiplantae; Streptophyta; Magnoliopsida; Solanales; Solanaceae
Exons: 11
Coding region: 33-1262 (409 amino acids)
Biological process (GO): tRNA pseudouridine synthesis
Molecular function (GO): RNA binding; pseudouridine synthase activity
Source: RefSeq, a predicted model, not a curated record
CGUUCGGAACUACACAGCUCCAAAAUUCUGCAAUGACAAACGAUCAAUCACAGUCGUUGAUCUCGGAGACUAGUAAACACUCGCUCGAUCAACGGCCGGAAUCACCCAAACGCCCGUCGAAAUUACCCAAGGUAAGCGACGACAACAUCGCCGACGCCGGCGAAGAGGAAGAGCAGAAAGAGUCAGUUACUAGAACGAUGAAUCAUAAUCCUCGGCUACAGCGGUACCUGAUAGCAAUCGAAUACAUAGGAACUCGCUUCGCCGGUGCGCAGAUACAACCUAAUUGCAGAACUGUCGUCGGUGUUCUUCAGGAAGCCUUCCAGAAGUUUGUUGGACAACCAGUAUCAGUAUUUUGCUCGAGUCGAACCGAUGCUGGAGUACAUGCUUUAUCAAAUGUUUGCCAUGUAGAUGCUGAAAGGAUAAGCAAAAGGAAACCUGGUGAUGUGAUAGGGCUAAGGCGGCAUACACAUCGCCCUCCCCAGACCCCACUUGUUGGAUUACACUGGUUACCUCCUUAUGAACCUCUGGUGGUAAAAAGAGCUGUGAACCACUUUUUACAGAAGAACGAGGGUGAUAUAAUGGUUGUUGACGUUCGGUGUGUUCCAGCCGAUUUUCAUGCCAGAUAUAAAGCUCAAGAACGCACGUACUUCUAUCGAUUGUUAUCUGGACCGGAGGCAGUAUCGAACUUUGAGAGGGACCGGGCUUGGCAUGUGCCUGAGAAUCUGGAUCUUCUUGCCAUGCAGAAAGCAUGUAACAUUCUUAUUGGACGUCAUGACUUCAGUUCUUUCAGAGCAGCUGCUUGUCAGGCCAACUCACCCAUCAGAACUCUGGAUGAACUUAAUGUUAUUGAGGUCGUUUCAACUCCUUUUUUUCCGUCAAUCUCAGAGAGACUAAAGAGCAGUAAUGUCAUGGAGGAUCCAACUGUAGCCUUGGGUUCAGACACCAACCACUCUCAAAUCUCUUUGAACGCCAAUGAAGAAAAGUUGGAAGGUUCAAACGGUGAGGCUUGUCAAGAGUUUGGCCUUAGAAGAAGACACCGUUGCUUUGUGGUAACCACAAGGGCACGAUCUUUUCUUUACCAUCAGGUUAGGCUGCUUGUUGGAGUCCUUAAGUCAGUUGGGGCCGGAGAUCUAACAGUUCCAGAUGUAAAACGCAUCCUUGAAGCAAAAUCCAUCACUGCAGCACCUCCGAUGGCUCCUGCUUGUGGUCUCUAUCUUGGACAUGUCAAAUAUGAUUUGCCUCCCGAGAGUAAUCAAAGCUAAUAAGAAGUUUUUUUGGCAAAUUAGUUUGAUGUUGAGUGUAUUUCAUUAUCGAGCGAAUUGAACAGCUUCUUGUUGACCAACUAGCAUUGCUUGCAUUAUUAGGUGGAUGUAAGUAGUGGGUAUCAAUUAGAUAGUUUGAUUUGUUAUGUUAUGGUCGACCUCCACGAACAUCUAAUGUUGGGAGUUGAAACGUAUUAUAAAAUUCAUGAUUAUGUUG